This is a messenger RNA of Poecilia latipinna (sailfin molly), 3900 nucleotides long. Its product is annotated as histone-lysine N-methyltransferase 2D-like. Lineage: Eukaryota; Metazoa; Chordata; Actinopteri; Cyprinodontiformes; Poeciliidae. The transcript has a single exon. The record is from RefSeq and is a predicted model, not a curated record. Bases 1186 to 3609 code for a protein of 807 amino acids. Gene Ontology annotation, biological process: regulation of transcription by RNA polymerase II. Gene Ontology annotation, cellular component: nucleus. Gene Ontology annotation, molecular function: transcription coregulator binding; DNA-binding transcription factor binding; transcription coactivator activity.
GUUAAAUUAUAAAUAUUUAUAUCAAGAGUUGAAAACCGCAAGUUCUGGAUUUGUUUCUUUCUGUCCACUCCACCCCGGAGCAGACGGUAGCGGAGGACAAGUACGAGUUUACAAUAUUCCCAGUCUCAGAUUAUUGCAGUGUUCAAUGCCCUGCAGUUGCUUUAUAGACAGCAGGUCUGAGUAAUCCCAAAUCAAGGAGAGCAAAGCAGCGGCAGAGAUCGUCAAGGACAUUUCAGAGUGCAUUGGGCAGCAGUUGUGUGGUGGCUCUGCUGCAAGCAUGGGGCCCGAGGGAUUAGAGUCCAAUCAGACUGGAUUUGAUGUUUGCUGACAGCACAUGGGACUUAGCUGAGCCGACUGUAUUUCAUUUGUUUUCAAUGAAGCCCCGCACCUUGCCUGGCCUUCCUUCCGUGUCCUGUUACUCUGAUGCGUCUGAAACCUGUUGACAGCCACGGAUCAUCAGCAACUUCAGGUGGGUGUCUGGAGGAAGGGGGAGGCGUGGGGGAAGUUGUGGGAACGGGUUUCAAGUAGGAUUGGCUUCAUUGUCAUCACCAGGUUUCCUAACUGGUUCACGUGACGUCACAGAAGGAAGUGGAAUUAAACAGGCUUUAUUUGGAUGUAAUCCUCCAUAGCAAUCGGCAGAGCGAGUAAAAUGUCCCACUGAAGGGGGAGAUAAACCGUUCUGGAUUAGUACAAGCCCCAGCCCAUCCCAACCCAUAACCCAGCCUAUCCUCUUUUUUUUCUUCUUCUCUUUUUUUUUUUUUUUUGACCUACUAACAAAUGUGUAGUGGCUAUCUUGAGCUUGCGUCCUGUGAUCGGGUCUUCCACGGAAUAACUCAACUGCUUCCACAGUGUUUGUGUGGUUUUGUGUGAUAUGGAUGAUUUUGUGUGUGGUGUCCUUUUUCCUCUUGCACAACAAGGCAGCAUGACCAGAGAUUAAUUAUUCAAGGACUGCCAGCUAAAGGGGGAGUCAUCCGAUAGCUGGGACUUAUAACAAGCUGGUAUCAGGUGAAACUGUGCACUUUGUUAGGUGUUUUUUUUUUGUGCUUGCUUUGUGCUUCCCUUUCGGUUCUAUCUUUGAUGCUGGAGAAUUGAACUUUUAAAUACUCCAAAGAAAUUUUUAUUGUGGUUUUUUUUUAUACAUCUGAUUUAUUUUUUAAAGAAAAGCUAUUUCCUUUUUUUUUGCCAAUGCUUGUUACGAACAAACAAUUGGGUCUUGGACGCUCCCACAGUUGGGACACGUUAGGGGGGAAUGAGGGUCAGUGGGAGAGGCAGUGCGACAGUGUGUAUGACCAGCAAGCAAGAGUAGCAGGCCGUCGGAGCUCCCUGUCAUACGGGGAGGGAGGAGGCUGGUACGAAGCUCCACCGGGGGUGCGUCCCCCUGACCUGGAUUUGAAACGUGCUUCAUAUUCUUACCAAGACCCUUCCUACGGACAGGUCUACACAGAGCGGCAGGACCCACGCGGACUCAGGAAGAGCUCUGUGCCUGACAUAAACCACUACGAACGGAUACCAAUGGCUCACCGAGGCUCCAUUCCACAUCAAGAUUACUACUCUCAUGACCCAGCCAUGACUCCUCGGCCACCUGAAGGCAUUUACAGGCCAGAGCACCAGCCUCCGCCACCUCACCCUCAUCAACUCAGCAGGUCAGGCUCCCAUUUUGGAAUAGCUCCUGGGGCUCGUACUGUGUGGGAUCAAACUCAGCCAGGCAGAAGUGGACCUCAAGCUCCUUCAUCACCUUUGCCUCCACAACCACCUCCAACAGCCCAUGAGUUAAGUCGGACUUACAGGGAACCUGGGGCUAUAACCGUUGCCAAGAUUAUGCAAGACGGCCAACAGCGCUUACCUUCCAGAGACCUACCUCCCGGUCACUAUGGUAUGGACCAUCCAUCUCCUCGAUAUGCCAGUGAACCACCCCGUCUCACCGGGCCGUCCGUCUAUACAGAUGUUGAUGUACGGCCUCUGGAUUCACAGCAGCAAGUUGCCACCUGUCUCGUUGUAGAUCCAGCAACUCAAGGUAUGAUGAGGCAAGAGACUGCAUCACCUUACACCAUCCAACAACAGCAGCACUUACAGCAGCAACAGUUACAACAGCAGCAGUUGCAACAGCAACAAUUACAACAGCAACAACUUCAACAACAGCAGCAACUUCAACAGCAGCAACUUCAGCAGCAGCAACUUCAACAGCAGCAACUUCAACAGCAGCAGCUACAGCAGCAGCUACAGCAGCAGCCAGUUCAGCAGCAGCCUUUACAGCAGCAGCAGCUUCAACAAGAACAGUUGCAGCAGCAGCAGCAUCUGCAACAGCCGCUUCCACCUCCACCCGCCAUGCCGGUGUCUGAUCCUAACCUUGCUCUGUCCUCUCCACUUCCAGCUCCAACUGCUCAAAUGCAAACUGUGGCAGUUGUUGCUGCUGCACCUGCACCUCCAUCUGUUCAGAGUGCCCCUACUCCAGCUCUUCCUCCUCCUCCAGCUUCCCCACUUCCUGCUCCACCUUCUAUGCCUCCUGUAUCAUCUGUCCCGCAGACACCUUUGCCUGUGGACCCCAAGAAGACGGUGGAUCCAGAAUUCCUUUCUUUGCUGCGCAAUGAAGGCCUCUCGGAGAGCACCAUUUCUUCACUCAUACAGCAAGGCUUUGACUCUAGUAGCUUGUUAGCUGUUAUGGAGGAAAAUGAUGUCCGCACUGUGGCCCCCAAUCUUGGCCAGGCUCGCGUACUGUCUCGGUUGGUUCAUAACUACAAGCGGCCCAUUGAAGCUACGCCAGCCCCAUCCCGUCCUCAAACACCCAUGCGAGGUCGCUCUAAUAGCUUUAGCCAUCGCUCAGACAUCUAUCAGCAACAACAUCACCACCAUCCACCGCACCUUUCUCAGGCUUUGGCUGUAGAUCCUCAACUAAUGCCCCCACCGACUCCUGGGGUCAUGCAAACCAUUUCUCCAAGGAUGGGAGAAGUAGUAAGUCGGAGGCCAAGCAGUGCACCCUCUCAAAACCUCAUGGAAGUCACAGGCGGCUACCCAGGUCAACCACCUCGUUCCCCUGGACAUUACACUGGAGCCCUUAUGCCUGUCCAGUCAAGACCAAUGUCUGCUUACUCCGCAGGGGUAACGAUGCCUGGGGUGCCUAUGCAAGGUAUGCAGAUUAUACCACAGCAGAUGACUGGGUCAAUGCCUGCACUACCAGGAUCCAUUCAUUCUAUGCAAGGUAUGCCACAGCACAUGCCUGUAUCUUUGCCAGCAUUACAGCAACCCCCCCAACAAGUACCAAAGGCAUACUCUACCAAUUAUACAGUCCCUAUGGAGCUGAUGAAAAGGGACAGGAAUUUGCUGCCAUUAUCCCCCAUGCAUAGCCCUCAUCCAAGCCCUCAGCUGAUUCGUAAGGGUGGGGGUCCUGCAGCAGACAAUGCCAUGGUCCCCGUGGGAGCUCCAGUUCAAGGUCAAAGUGCAUUGACUGCUAACCAGAAGUUAAGCCGACGCACAGGUCCUCCCGUCAUUGUGUCCACCAUGGCUUCUCCAGACACAAGUAAAUAUAUCCUUUUUUUUAACUAUUUUAUAGAAAUCUUUUGUUUGCUUGGGGUUUUUGUAGAUAUAACUUUACUUCAUAUGACUUUUAUUUAGUUGAUUUACAGAUUUAAUAGACAAACAAUAUAUUUUACCUAGGCCCUAUUUUGUAUAACGAUCAGUAUAUAACACCAGUUCAUGGUGCUGCUAUUGUAUUUAAGUGCUAUACAGUACAGUCACAAAAUGCUUAAAAUACCAACUUAAGUGUUGGCUUCCAAUUACAUAUUCAAAUUUAUUUUCACCAGUUGACUUGAUGAAUCAUUUAUACUGUAAGUGAAAAGACAUUUUUUGUGUUUUGCUCUCAGAUCAGGACUAUUUGUUAUUUGAUCAUUUUUCAAAAUGUUUUUA